Calliphora vicina (urban bluebottle blowfly) is the source of this 2847-nucleotide messenger RNA. It is a transcript of the gene LeuRS-m, whose product is annotated as Leucyl-tRNA synthetase, mitochondrial. Gene Ontology annotation, biological process: mitochondrial translation; leucyl-tRNA aminoacylation. The transcript is spliced from 4 exons. Gene Ontology annotation, molecular function: leucine-tRNA ligase activity; ATP binding. The record is from RefSeq and is a predicted model, not a curated record. Gene Ontology annotation, cellular component: mitochondrion. Lineage: Eukaryota; Metazoa; Arthropoda; Insecta; Diptera; Calliphoridae. The coding region runs from base 67 to 2685 and encodes 872 amino acids.
AUGUAGUAUUUUAGUUGAAAAAAAGAAUAAUUUUCCUUGAAAUUUCUAACUUAAAAGUUAAAAAAAAUGCUGAUUUUACUUAAGUCACGUUGGCUGCAACAAGCUGGGAAAAUUUGCCAAAGAAGAUGGUUGAGACAAAGUUGUACAGAGCUAAAAGAUUUGGAAUUGACCAAUGAUAUGAAACAUAAAAUUGAAAAGCAUUGGAGCAGUACAUUAAAUGAAGGAAAAUUCAAUUACAACAAGUUGGAUAAGAAAUUCUAUGUCUUGUCAAUGUUUCCCUAUCCCUCGGGAAAUUUGCACAUGGGCCAUGUGAGAGUGUACACUAUAAGUGAUACAGUGGCGCGUUUUCAACGCAUGUGCGGUCUAAAUGUCUUCCAACCCAUUGGCUGGGAUGCUUUUGGCCUGCCGGCGGAAAAUGCUGCCAUACAAAGGGGUAUAGCACCCAAAGACUGGACUGAGAAAAAUAUUCAACAAAUGAAACAGCAAUUGGAAGAUUUAGGUUGCUCAUUUGAUUGGAAACAUGAGCUGUCAACAUGCAGUCCUUCGUACUACAAGUGGACUCAAAAAUUGUUCCUGAUGCUGCAUAAAGAAGGUUUGGCUUAUCAGAAUGAGGCUUUAGUGAAUUGGGAUCCGAUUGAUAAAACUGUGUUGGCCGAUGAACAGGUGGAUGCAAAUGGUUGCUCUUGGCGUUCGGGAGCUAAAGUGGAAAAGAAAUUGCUUAAACAAUGGUUCAUAAAAACUACAGCAUUUGCCCAACAGCUGUUAGAGGGUUUGGAUGAUCCUACACUAAGAGAUUGGAGGGAUAUUAUAAAUCUACAAAGACAUUGGAUAGGAGAAUGUGAUGGUUAUGGCUUUCAACUGUUCACCUCCGAAGCUAGUUCAUUGAGGGUAUGGACUCAACAUCCAGAAUAUCUUAAGGAUCCUAAUGCUUUUGUGGUCGUGAAAACAAAUCAUUUCUUGGCUAAAGCCAAGGACAAAGCUUUCAAUAUGACUAUAGAAAAUCCUUUUACUGGCACUAUAAUGCCCGUUAUUUUCAGUGAUGUGCCCGCCUUUGCCAACAAAUGCGAUGUUUAUUUGGCCGCACCUAGUUUUAGGGAAGAAGACAAAGAACUUCAAGAGUCCCUAAGUCUUUCGUUCUUUGCCGAUGAGGAGUAUAAUGCAGUGGACCAUAAUAAAGAGUUGUUAAGAAAGGAAGUAUUGGAGGCUGCACAAAGAUUAAAAAUUGGUGGAUAUAAGGUAUCUUCCAAAUUGCAGGACUGGCUAAUAUCACGACAAAGAUAUUGGGGUACCCCCAUACCCAUGAUCCACUGUGACAAAUGUGGUGUAGUGCCAGUGCCAGACGAAGAACUUCCCGUAGUAUUGCCUGAAAAAUUGCUGCUUGAAAAAAAUCGCGAUGAAUCGUUAAAAUGUUCCUGUCCCAAGUGUAAUAAUCCCAAUGCACUUAGAGAAUCGGACACAAUGGAUACCUUUGUUGACAGUUCCUGGUAUUAUUUACGCUACUUGGAUCCCGCCAACACAAAAGAGAUCUUUGACAAAAAUAUUAUAGCAGAAUCUAUGCCAGUCGAUUUGUAUAUUGGCGGCAAAGAGCAUGCCGUUUUGCAUUUAUAUUACGCUCGUUUUAUGAAUCAUUUUCUUCAUUCUCAAGGCCUGGUGCCAAGUUCGGAACCGUUUUCACGUUUGCUGGUGCAGGGUAUGGUCAUGGGCAGAUCUUUUCGCGUUAAAGGCAGUGGCCGUUAUGUGCAAGAAGAUGAAGUGGAUAUUGUAAAUGCUAAGAAAAAUCAAGCAGUACUUAAGGGUACCAAAGAUGCGGUAGUAAUGACAUGGGAGAAAAUGUCAAAAUCUAAAAUGAAUGGUGUCGAUCCUGGAGAUAUGUUCAAGGAAUAUGGUACCGAUACAACAAGACUGAUAAUAUUAGCUGAUGUGGCGCCGACGUCUCAUAGAAAUUGGUCAAGUGCAACAUUCCCUGGUAUUCUCAAUUGGCAAAAACGCUUGUGGCUGACAGUGAAUGAAUUCUGUGAACUGCGUUCCUCCUUGGAUGAAUUGCAAAUUGAUGUCAACUCUAGCGAAUUUCAGGCCGAAGAUGAAAAAUUAUUCGAUGCUAGAAAUUUCUAUGUUAAAGGCGCCACAUUUAACUACAGACACACGCAUCAACUUAGUGUGGCCAUUUCUAAAAUGCAGGGACUUACAAAUUCCCUAAGACGUACUCCUAAACAUAUAAUACGUUAUGGCAAACAUUACGAACGUGCCUUGGCCGCACAACUUAUUAUGUUAGCACCUAUGGCACCACAUUUUGCAUCAGAAUUAUGGUCUAAGUUUGCCUCAGCACAAAAUCGUUUAAACAGUAGCGCUCCUGAAUUGCAGUGGGAUGAAGAUGUUCUGUCACAAAUGUGGCCGGAAAUCGAUCAGCAUUAUCAAUUGGAUUUAGCCAUUAAAGUUAAUGGUUUUGAAAAUUGUUGCAUUAAAAUACCACGCAGUCAUAUUGACAAGGUAACGCAUAAUGAUGCAUUAGAUUUGGCAUUUAAUACCGAUUCAGUGACAUCGUACUUAAUUGAUAAGAAAAUACGUACAACGAAUUUUGUAUUGUAUCCGGGCAUUGAAGCGAUUUUAAAUAUUUAUGUGGAUAAAGUUAAGCAGGAAAAACAAACAACCACUUCCAAAGCAAAUAAUGAAGAAAUUGUACAUUAAGGUAUAGAGUUGUAUUGAAAUUGUUUUUCAUUACAAUAUAUUGUUAAUAAGUGGAUUGAUUAAUUAUUUAAUUUAUAAGGUGUUGCAUAUUUAAAAGUAGGUUAAAGUAAGUUAGACAAAUGAGCGCAAAAUAAAUGACACUUUGAUAAGUGAAAAUUAAAA